Molecule: messenger RNA, 2091 nt
Organism: Prunus avium (sweet cherry)
Lineage: Eukaryota; Viridiplantae; Streptophyta; Magnoliopsida; Rosales; Rosaceae
Product: F-box family protein
Molecular function (GO): protein binding
Source: RefSeq, a predicted model, not a curated record
GCCUAUAUUUCAUCCAACCCUAAUAGAAGUCGAAAAUUGGGGAAACAAUGAUGGGGAAACAGUGAUGGGGACGUUGUUGAGUGAGACUCUGGGGUCAUAGGCCAAAGUGGUGACGGAGAGAGAGCGGUUAGAGAGUAAAGUUGAGAUCUUGGCGCUGAAAGGCAAGGACUUGAGGGAUCGGAGAGAGAAAUAAAGGGGGAUGAUGUGGAAUUGCAGGAGGUUCAGCGGUGGUUGCCCGAAGUGAGAGAAGGCGGCGUCGGUGGGGGCGAAGAUGGUGAGAGAAGGAGACUGGGAGAGGAGGAGGGUUUGAGAGGCGAGGUUGAGGGUCAGAGCCAUGGAGGUGUAGCCGAAAUCCAGAUUUCGGCGACGUUGAUGAGGGUUUGGGUGGGGAGGGCGGAGGAGAGAGAGAGAGAGAACUGAAAGGACGAUGAGAGAGAGAAGGAGUUGGGCUGCCGCCAUUGUUGGAGGUUGUUCUUCAUUUCUUGGAGUUUAGAGAGGGGUUUGGUUUUGCAAAUGAAUCUGGGUGUAGUUGCAGAUUUAGAGAGUAUCUGCAUUUGUAAGGGAAGGUUGUUUUUGGCGGGUUAAGAUUUGACGACUUCUGUUAGGGCUGGAUGGAAUAUAGGCAAAGUGAGACAAUAUAUGGAGUUUGUUCUUGAUUUUUCAAACCCAACUCUAAGUUGGCGGAUUUCUUCCAGAAGCGUUUGCUGGAAGUGAGCUUGUGCGGAGGCCAUGGAGUUUAUGGAGUUCUGUAGCUCCUGAAGCGAAGCCUGAGUUUUUCUUUUUGGAGUUGUAGCUCGAACUCUAGGGAACCCAUUUCUUGUGGAGAAAGAGGGUUUUUGCCCAUAUUCUCGGAACCAAGCUCUAAUACCCAAAUAGGAUCAGAAGGGGAAGAGGAAGAAGAAGACGAAAGGAAUAUCAGAAGUGGUCAAAAGUGGAGCCCUAGAGGCUAUUUAAUAACAAUGAGUAGGCCAAUCGAAUCAGCAGCCCAUAAGGACUAAACAGCCCAACUAUGCUUCUCAGCCCAUCAGAAUUGUUGUAAAUUUGGAAUAUCUGAAGGAACUCUCUUCUCUCUUCCCUGUGCCCUUGAAUCACAGAAAGCAUGUCAAAACCAUUAGAGAGAUACCAAAAACUUGGCUUGAAAGAGUCUUUGCCAAGAAUUCACAGGUACCCGUUAGCCUGUAAAGAGCUGAGCUUAAUUCUCAGAGGCGCUUACAAGAAAAUUCCCAAGAAUCUUCAAUCUCUCAUCUUCCAGGACACCCUCACCGCCUUUCGUCUCCUCCCUGAAAUGCAGACACGCAAUGCUGUUUUGGCAGCCCAUCUCCUCCUUCAGAGCGUCGAGGCCGCGUUGCCAAAGCAAAAGAAGAAUGCAGCUGUUACAGAAUAUAAGAAUGCAAUGGUUGCUCAUAAGAGGCGCACUAAAGCCCGCCAAGAAGAAAACGUUUCAGGUUCAACCCAGCUGCCACAAGAUGUUCUUGUUCACAUAUUCAGUUUCGUUGAUAUGCAAUCUUUAGUCUCUGUUGGACUAGUCUGCUGGUUGUGGAAUAUAGCGGCAAGUGAGAACAAUUUGUGGCAGGCACAAUACACUACUUUCUUCGGGAAUUCUGAUAAUGAUGCGAUGAUUAAGGGUCGACAGAUUAGUAGACUGGUUGAAGAUGAAGAAGGGUAUACACUAUUUUGGCGAGAAGCCUUCAAACGAGCAUAUUUAGGUAGUUCUUCAAAGAAAUUGAAAUCCAGUAGGGGAUACUGUAGGGACUGCAACACGAUUGUUUGGCUCGAUAACAUGAAAUGUUCAAAUGAACAUACAGGACUAAAUUCUGAAAAUCAGCAAAUUAAGCCGGUGUUACCCAGUCAGGUGGUUGGGUAUCUCUUGGAUGAUUCUUUAUCAUUGGCAUCUUCUUCAGACAGUGAUAGUGAUUCCGAUGGAGGGCCAUUUUCCAGGUUAUGGGCCUACCAAAGACCCUCGAGCAAAACCCAGUAAAAGCAUUUCAUUCAUGUAUAGAGCUGCUCAAUGAGGAUGGCUAAUAUCUAGCGGCCAGAGUUCUCGCUUCUUCAAGAGGCUCUUCCCCCGCUGCUUGAGUCUCUACCGUCCUG